This is a messenger RNA of Aspergillus heteromorphus CBS 117.55, 479 nucleotides long. RefSeq lists its product as uncharacterized. NCBI's taxonomy places the organism in Eukaryota, Fungi, Ascomycota, Eurotiomycetes, Eurotiales, Aspergillaceae. Bases 146 to 388 code for a protein of 80 amino acids. The record is from RefSeq and is a predicted model, not a curated record. The transcript has a single exon.
AGAAACCUUGUCCCCACCUGCCAUGUCAUCCCCGGGUGCGCCUUUCCAACCCCUCUGCGAUUCUUUCAACUGUCAAGUACCCCGGAAUCCCCGACAAGCUUUGACAUAACCAGUCCUCUGUUAAUGAUGAAUGGAUGAAUGAUCAAUGAGCGGUGGGCCAAAAAUAGCACCACCUCAAAGGAGAUCAUUAUGUCAGCACCCGCCGCGCCGGGGGAACAAUGACUCCCCCGCACGUGACCCUGUUCCCCGAAGCACCAGCAGCUCAGCUCACUCGCGUCCUCACAUCUUCAUCGUUUGUCCAGCUUCAUCCCAUCCCCAUCCCCAUCCUCAUUCCUGCCCUCCCAAUUCCCUACCGACCAUCCCGUCAAUCCUUACUCCGUGCGCUUGAUGCGCAUACCUGUCUAGCCUGAAUUGACCACCUACAUCAAUCCAAUCAGCCCGUCACUACCUAGCUACCAAGACCAACCAAACACCAACCA